ACAUCUUUCAAUCUCUUCUUGAUUCCAAUCCAUUCUCUACUACCUUCCUGUAUCCAAGCUCUGUAGGGGAAAUGGCCACUGUCACUACUCAAGCCUCGGCCUCGAUAUUCAGACCAUGCACUUCCAAGCCAAGAUUCCUCACCGGUUCUUCCGGUAGGUUGAACCGAGAAUUGUCGUUUAAGUCAAUCGGCUCAAAGACGUCCUCGUUCAAGGUUGAAGCUAAGAAAGGAGAAUGGUUGCCCGGUUUGGCAUCUCCUGGUUAUCUCAACGGCAGUCUUGCCGGUGAUAAUGGGUUUGACCCAUUGGGACUGGCAGAGGAUCCAGAGAACUUGAAGUGGUUCAUCCAGGCAGAGCUUGUCAACGGACGGUGGGCCAUGCUCGGCGUCGCAGGGAUGCUUUUGCCUGAAGUUUUCACCAAGAUCGGAAUCAUCAACGUUCCUGAGUGGUAUGAUGCCGGGAAAGAGCAGUAUUUUGCAUCAUCAUCGACAUUGUUCGUGAUCGAGUUCAUAUUGUUUCAUUACGUUGAGAUCAGACGGUGGCAGGACAUUAAGAACCCAGGGAGUGUGAACCAAGACCCUAUCUUCAAGCAAUACAGCUUGCCUCCAAAUGAAGUUGGUUACCCCGGAGGAAUCUUUAACCCUCUUAACUUCGCUCCUACGCUCGAGGCUAAGGAGAAAGAGCUUGCAAAUGGGAGGUUGGCGAUGUUGGCAUUCUUAGGGUUCGUGAUUCAACACAAUGUGACUGGAAAGGGACCAUUUGAGAACCUGUUGCAGCACUUGUCUGACCCAUGGCACAACACUAUUGUCCAAACCUUCAGCGGAUGAUUUAAGACGGACCUAUGAAUUUAAUACAUCUCUAUCUUAUGCUACCUUAAUAUAUCUGUGUGUGUGAGUUGCAUCUUAGAGUUCUUGGUUUGUGAGCAUGAGACAAUAUGGUAUUGUUGUAGCACAUUUAAAAAUCUUCAGUGUACAAAGGAACCAAGUUCAUCAGGAUUAUGCUACUCUUUAAUACC
Raphanus sativus (radish) is the source of this 1012-nucleotide messenger RNA. Its product is annotated as chlorophyll a-b binding protein 4, chloroplastic. Lineage: Eukaryota; Viridiplantae; Streptophyta; Magnoliopsida; Brassicales; Brassicaceae. Gene Ontology annotation, cellular component: membrane. The transcript has 4 exons. The coding region runs from base 72 to 824 and encodes 250 amino acids. The record is from RefSeq and is a predicted model, not a curated record. Gene Ontology annotation, biological process: photosynthesis, light harvesting in photosystem I; response to light stimulus.